Molecule: messenger RNA, 3057 nt
Organism: Paramuricea clavata
Lineage: Eukaryota; Metazoa; Cnidaria; Anthozoa; Malacalcyonacea; Plexauridae
Source: the annotation of a GenBank genome assembly
AUGUUCCUGACGCUGAGGACAAGGUUCCUCAAGCUGAGGACAAGGUACCUGACACUGCGGACAAGGUACCUCACACUGAAGACAAGGAUCCUCGCGCAGAGGACAAGGUUCUUAAAGCAGAGUACCUCACACUGAAGACAAGGAUCCUCGCGCAGAGGACAAGGUUCUUAAAGCAGAGGACAAGGUUCCUCACGCUGAGGACAAGGUUCCUCAAGCUGACGACAAGAUUUCUCACGCUGAGGACAACGUACCUCACACUGAGGACAAGGUACCUCACGCUGAGGACAAAGUAACUCACACUGAAGACAAGGUUCCUCAAGCUGAUGAUAAGGUACCUCACACUGAGGACAAGGUUCCUCACGCAGAGGACAAGGUUCCUCAACGCUGAGGACAAGGUACCUCACACUGAGGACAAGGUUCCUACGCGAGGACAAGGUCUACCUGAGGACAAGGUCUCUCACGAGGACAAGGUUCCUCACAGUGAAGACAAGGAUCCUCACGCUGAGGACAAGGUUCUCAAGCUGAGGACAAGGUUUCUCACGCUAAAAACAAGGUAGCUCACGCUGAGCAAAAUACACUGAGGACAAGGUUCCUCACAGUGAAGACAAGGAUCCUCACGCUGAGGACAAGGUUCUUAAAGCAGAGGACAAGGUUCCUCACGCAGAGGACAAGGUUUCUCAAGCUGAGGACAAGGUUUCUCACGCUAAAAACAAGGUAGCUCACGCCUGACACUGAGGACAAGGUACCUCACAGAGAGGACAAGGAUCCUCACGCUGAGAACAAGGUUUCUCACGCUGAAAACAAGGUACCUCACGCUGAGGGCAAUAUUCCUCACGCUGAGGACAAGGUUCCCCAAGUUGAGGACAAGGUAGAUCACACUGAGCACAAGGUACCGCGCACGGAGUACAAGGUUCCUCACGCUAAGGACAAGAUACCUCACACUGAGGACAAUGUACUUCCCACUGAAGACAAGGUUCUUCACGCCCAGGACAAGGUCUUCACGCUGACGACAAGGUUCCUCAAGCCGAGGACAAGGUUCCUAACGAUACAAGGUUCCUCACGCUAAGGACAAGAUACCUCACACUGAGGACAAUGUACUUCCCACUGAAGACAAGGUUCUUCACGCCCAGGACAAGGUCUUCACGCUGACGACAAGGUUCCUCAAGCCGAGGACAAGGUUCCUAACGAUGAGGACAAGGUAUCUCACCGUGAGGACAGGCUACCUCACACUGAGGAUAAUGUUCCUGACACUGAGGAGAAGGUUCCUCAAGCUGAGGACAAGGUACCUGACACUGAGGACAAGUUACCUCACAGUGAGGACAAGGAUCCUCACGCUGAAGACAAGGUUCUUCAAGCAGAGGACAAGGUUCCUCACGUUGAGGACAAGGUUCGUCAAGCUGAGGACAAGGUUUCUCACGCUGAGGACAAGGUACCUCACACUGAGGACAAGGUACCUCACGCAGAGGACAAAGUACCUCACACUGAGGAAAAGGUUCCUCAAGCUGAGGACAAGGUACCCGACACUGAGGACAAGGUACCUGACACUGAGGAGAAAGAUCCUCACGCUGAGGAUAAGGUUCUCCAAGCUGAGGACUAGGUUCCUCACGCUGAGGACAUGGUUCCCCACGCAGAGGACAACGUUCCUCACGUUGAGGACAAGGUACAAAGUACGUCACACUGAGGACUAGGUUCCUCACGCUGAGUUCAAGGUACGUCUCACUGAGGACAAGGUUCCUCAAGCUGAGGAAAGUUACCUCUCACUGAGGACAAGGUACUUCACACUGAGGACAAGGUCCUCACGCUGAGGACAAGGUACGUCUCACUGAGGACAAGGUUCCCCACGCUGAAGACAAGGUACCUCACUCUGAGGACAAGGUUCCUCACAAUGAGGACAAAGUUCCUCACGCUGAGGACAAGGUUCCUCAUGCUGAGGACAAGGUUCCUCAAACUGAGGACAAAGUACCUCACACUGAGGACAAGGUACUUCAGACUGAGGACAAGGUUCGUCAUUCUGAGGAAGAGGUUCCUCACUCUGAGGACAAGGUUCCUCACGGUGAGGACAAGGUUCCUCACGCAGAGGACAAGAUUCCUCACGCUGAGGACAAGGUACCUCACACUGAGGACAAGGUACGUCACACUGAGGACUAGAUUCCUCACGCUGAGGACAAGGUACCACACACUCAUGACAAGGUUCCUCCCGCUGAGGACUAAGUUGCUCUCGCUGAGGACAAAGUACCUCACGCUGAGGUCCUCACGCUGAGGACAAAUCCUCACGCUGAGGAAAGUUCUCACGCUGAGGAAGGGAGGUUCGUCAUGGUGAGGACAAGGUUCCUCACGCAGAGGACAAGGUGCCUCACGUUGAGGACAAGGUACCUCACACUAAGGACAAGGUCCUUCAAGCUGAGGACACGGUUCCUCACUCUGAGGACAGGCUACCUCUCACUGUGGACAAGGUUCCUCACGCUGAGGACAAGAUUCCUCACGGUGAGGACAAGGUAGGUCACCAUGAGCACAAAGUUUCUUACGCUGAGUACAAGGUUUCUCAAGCUGAGAACAAAGUACCUCACGCUGACGACAAGGUACCUCAUACUGAGAACAAUGUUCCUCACGCUGAGGACAAGGUUCCUCACGGUGAGGACAUGGUUUCUCACGCUGUCGACAAGGUUCCUCACGCUGAGGACAAGGAUCCUCACGCUGAGGACAUGUUACGUCACCCUGAGAACAAGGUUCCUCACGCUGGCGACAAGGUUCCUCAGGCCGAGGACAAGGUUCGUGACGCUGAGGACAAGGUUCGUCACGGUGAGGACAAGGUUCCUCACGCAGAGGACAAGGUGCCUCACGCUGAGGACAAGGUACCUCACACUAAGGACAAGGUCCUUCAAGCUGAGGUCAAGGUUCCUCACGCUGAGGACAAAGUUCCUCCACGGUGAGGACAAGGUACCUCACACUGACGACGAGGUUCCUCACACUGAGGACAAGAUUCCUCACGCUGAAGACGGGGUUCGUCACGCUGAGGACAAGGUUUCUCAGGCUGAGGACAUGGUACCUCACGCUUAG